This is a messenger RNA of Bombus terrestris (buff-tailed bumblebee), 2129 nucleotides long. RefSeq names its product leucine-rich repeat-containing protein 40. The record is from RefSeq and is a predicted model, not a curated record. Gene Ontology annotation, cellular component: adherens junction. Gene Ontology annotation, molecular function: protein binding. The transcript has 10 exons. Lineage: Eukaryota; Metazoa; Arthropoda; Insecta; Hymenoptera; Apidae. Bases 159 to 1967 code for a protein of 602 amino acids.
UCAAAAUAAACUUGUAUUCGAUAUUAGCUAUUUUGUCGUCAUAUAUAAUUAUUAUAUGAUUUACAUGUCGUUGUCAUACAAAGUGGGGGAACAUUCAUGAUUAAGUCAUCCCGUAUCGAGGAUAUCAAUGCGUAAACAAUGUACGUGAUAAAUACAAUAUGAGUGGCGUAAAGAAGAAAGCUAAUCAUUUAGCAGUGUUUAAAAAACGAACGAAGAAUGACGAUAAUGCUGAACUGUCUGAAAUUAUUAUUAUAUCCGCGAGAAAGAGUGGAAACUUAAACCUCUCAUCGAGAGGACUAUUUACGGUACCUAAUAGAGUAUGGAAUAUAAAUGAUUUAACUGAAGAAGAAAUAAGGGAUUUACAUUUCGAGCUUGAUUAUGUACAAGAAACUGAAAGGUGGUGGGAACAGGAACCUCUCCAGACAUUGGACUUAAGUUGUAAUACUUUAAAGAAAAUUGAUCCACAAAUAGAAAAUUUAACAGAGUUAACUACAUUAAAUCUGCACAAUAAUCAGUUGGAAGAUUUGCCUGCUGAAAUAGGAAAUUUAAAAAAGUUAAACAUACUAAAUUUAUCCAAUAAUAAAUUAGAAAAAUUUCCACAUGAAUUUUAUAAGCUAAAUGAAUUACAUGAAUUAAAUUUAAAAAAUAAUAGUAUAAAGGAGCUUGAUCCAGCAGUUGGAGACUUUGUAAUGUUGACCUACCUGGAUUUAUCAUAUAAUAACUUGAUCGAGUUACCAAUUGGGAUGGGAUAUUUAGUACGACUAACUUCCUUGGAUUUAGGUCAUAAUAUGUUAAAGGAAUUGCCACCUGAUUUAACAAAUAUGAGAGCAUUACAAAAGUUAAAUGCAAGUUAUAAUCAGUUGGAAAUGUUGCCACCUCUGGGUGAAUUAAGGAAGGUAGAAACAGUGAUGUUGCAAUCAAACAAAUUAACAACAUUUCCUGAUAUAUCUGGUUGUAUACUAUUAAGAGUACUACACUUGGCUGAUAAUAACAUUACUGAGAUUGAUAUGUCUUGUUUAGAAGGUGUAGGACAAUUAAAAACAUUAACAUUAGGAAAUAAUCAAAUUGAAACAAUACCAGAAGAAAUAAUAAAACUGGUGUACCUAGAAAUUUUUGAUUUAUCACACAACAAACUAACUCUAAUACCAAAAUACAUUGGCCUACUGCCUAAUUUAAAACAAUUUGUGAUUGACGGAAAUGAUAUACAGAAUGUUAGAACCGACAUAAUACGAUGUGGUACAUCUCGAAUUUUAAAACAUAUACGACAGGGUAUUAAAAGUACAAACUUGGAUGUGAAAGAGCACGUAGUAGCAGAUACUAGCGCAAAUAUUUAUCCAGAUAGGUAUACAAUGCAGAGUACAAAAUUGCUCAGUUUGGCUGGACAAAAUCUUACUGAAUUACCUCUAGAAGUUCUUGAAAAUGCAUGCAAAGCCGAUGUAGGUACAGUGGAUUUAAGUAGGAAUAAGCUGUCUAUCUUACCUGAUGAAUUAUGCAUAAUUGAAAGAAUUGCCGAUUUAAAACUGACAUCUAAUCAACUAACACAUAUACCAGAAUGGAUUGGUGAAAAAUAUAAGUAUCUACAGAUUUUGGAUUUAAGCAGAAAUCUUUUACAAUCACUUCCCAUCAAUCUUGGCUUGCUUAAAUAUUUACAAGAACUUAAUAUCUCAUUUAACAGGUAUAAAGAAAUACCAGAAUCUGUUUAUGCUAUAAAUUCUUUAGAGAUAUUAAUAGCGAAUGACAAUUUAAUUACUGAUAUCGAUGUACCAUCUUUUCAAAAAUUGCAAAAACUUGCGAUAUUAAAUCUCGCUAAUAACAACAUUGGAUUCGUACCACCAGAGCUAGGCACUUUGAAGAACUUAAGGAAUCUAUCUUUAUCUGGAAAUUGUUUUAAACAACCUAGACAAGCAAUUUUAGCAAAGUCUACAGAAGAAAUCCUAGCAUAUCUUAGAAACAGAAUACCUCAGUGAAAUUAAUAAAUUAUUACAGAAAAUUUGAACUAAAAGAAGAAUAUGAAGACAGGGACAAGGAUACAAAUGAACAUGUGUCAACAAAGUUAUAUGCCAACUACAUAAUGUUAUUGUAAUAAUAAAUUCUUAGAUAAAUUAUCUAAAAUAAAUUAAUUGAUCUUA